Molecule: messenger RNA, 1268 nt
Organism: Tigriopus californicus
Lineage: Eukaryota; Metazoa; Arthropoda; Copepoda; Harpacticoida; Harpacticidae
Exons: 12
Coding region: 1-1152 (383 amino acids)
Source: RefSeq, a predicted model, not a curated record
AUGAGCUCCUUUCUGACAAUUGUCUUUGUCUUUGCCUUUUUGACGUCUGAUCUUGGAACUUGUUCAUCGGAAGUGGUGAACUCCACAAGAGGUGGCAAAGAUGGAAUCUCCGGAGGGAGCUGUGCGCAAGGAUUUGGCGUUUGCUGUAUUUUCAGUGUGGGAUGUGGAGCCAUUGUUUCUGAAAAUUGCACCUACCUCGUGCAAUCCUCAACAUCGAGCCCAACACCCGAUCCCUGUUUUUUCAAUAUCUGUAAAGCAAGUUCGAACAUUUGCCGCAUCCGGCUGGAUUUUGCGACUUUCUCGAUUGCCGGGCCAACAGUUGGAACUACGGUUGUUGGUGCCGAUGAAACUAAUGGUCCAGUUGUUGGAGAUUGUCUCACCGACACUUUCAGUGUUAGCUCCCCAGGAAACACGGCUUCACCAGUUAUUUGCGGCUUCAACUCGGGGCAACACAUGAUUGUGGAUGCAUCUAAUGAAUGUAACAGAGCAAUUUUCAAUUUCGAUGGAACUGGUUCCACCCGACAAUUCGACAUUAAAGUGACACAAUAUAAAUGUGGGGAUGAAAAUGGAGGCCCAGACGGUUGUCUUCAAUAUUUUACUGGAAAUUUCGGAUCAGUUGCCAGUUACAACUUCCCCACUACCGCAUCUGCCAUUGGUGACACUACGACGCACUUGUCCAACCAAUGCUACACAAUUUGCUUUCGCCAAGAACUGGGCAAGUGUGGGAUUUGUUUUGGAACAGCUAUUCCCGGCGGCGCAGCCACCAUGGACCAAGGUUCGUUUGGACUCUCCAUUCCCCCUGCUGCAGCGCUGACCGGAAGCCAAGACCUGGGUUGUAGCAACGACUACCUUCAAAUUCCCGGUGCCGAACGAGAUGCUGCUUCUCCUAACAAUUUUGAGGUGGGCACUGUGGGUGCUAUUGCUCACGAGCGGAUUUGUGGUCGAUUUUUCGGCUUUGCUGCCAUUGCUGGGGUCAUAGGAGCAGCAAACAACGACGAAUCAAUUUGCACUCAACAACGACCAUUUCGGGUGAUUUUUAAGACUGAUGCGGAUGAAAUGACAGGAGCUGCCAGUCCUGAAACGAAUGAAGCCGAGGGAUUUCCAGGAGGGAUUAUAGGAUUUCUAUUAAACUUUGCUCUCCAAGAUUGUUAAAUUUCAUGUCUUUUUUGCUUUCCUUUCAUCUUUCAUUAGCGUGUUCAAUGAUGCAAACCAUUUAUUUCGACUAAAAGUAACCACGUUUCUGUAAAUAUAUACCGAGAACAAUCUAA